Cryptococcus deneoformans JEC21 is the source of this 3337-nucleotide messenger RNA. RefSeq lists its product as hypothetical. The coding region runs from base 558 to 2876 and encodes 772 amino acids. NCBI's taxonomy places the organism in Eukaryota, Fungi, Basidiomycota, Tremellomycetes, Tremellales, Cryptococcaceae. Gene Ontology annotation, molecular function: DNA-binding transcription factor activity, RNA polymerase II-specific; sequence-specific double-stranded DNA binding. The record is from RefSeq and is a predicted model, not a curated record. The transcript has 6 exons. Gene Ontology annotation, cellular component: nucleus. Gene Ontology annotation, biological process: regulation of transcription by RNA polymerase II.
UGAUUGCAUUUCCAACAGAGGAUAACAGUCGGAUUGAUUUGUCUUGUUUAUUCACAACUAUAUUAUUUAUUUAUCACCAUUUUAUCCUUUUCCUUUUCCCUUCAAUUCACACUAUACUCUAUACAGGCAGGUGUUACACAGUGAUAAGGAAGAGCUGGCGGAGACAAGCAAAACGCAUAUGCCAGUACGCAGGUCACCAUCGAUUCAAUAGCUCUUAUCCACUCAAGCACAACGAAAAUUGGUCUUAGCACUCGACCCCAUCCUCUCUAAUGUCGAAUGUCGCGGAGGUCUGCAACACCUGGCAAGUCGACAAGCAAUAACCACACCGAUACUCCCAACUCCUCCCAAACACGACCUCGGAGAAGUCACCUUUCAAUUUCCUGGUAAAAGGGAACGUUGAUCGCAUAUAAAAGCUGGAGAAGGUCUUUGAGUGUAUCAAAUAAUUGAACGAACUCACCACCGUAUCGCAACCAAGCUAUCUGAGCCAUUCCUUCUUGUACAUAGCAUCGAUCAAUUCAGAGCUACAGCCAUUUAUUGCUUUAAGCCACUUUGGCACAAUGGAUGGAGACCGGUAUUCACGGCCGCUAUCUGAUGACCUACAGCAUUCUGAUUUGAGGCCUUCCGAUCCAUCCCUAUAUUCUAAUCAGGUGCAAACAUACCCUCGAGAAAGCUGGCGAGAGCCCAACAUGGCAUUUCAAUACCCUUCUGGCCCCAGCUCCUAUCGUCAUCAUCCUUCUUCAUGGCCCCCGUCUUCUUCUUCCAGUCCCAGUUCAAGCUUCGGGCGUGAGACACGAUUUCCCCUACCCAGUUCUGGCCGAUCAUCUUAUCUGGCGCCUCCUCCUUUGGCCCCAUAUGUAGCUCCAAGCACUGGACGUUUCGUUCCUCCUUUUCAUGAGCAACCUCUGAAUUCCGAUGACCGGCAUCCCACGCUUCGAGUGGAUGGACACUCAUCAGCAUUUGUCCAACGUCCUUCUCCAGAACAUGGUGCUACAGCUGCUGAGGGGGAAUCUCAUUCUCUCCCCCCGCUUAGAUCAGCUUCAGGAUCAUAUUCUUACGAAAAUACAGCUUAUAGCCCUCGCACCGGGGAAGCGUACUCAAGUUCACAAAAGCCUACAAUGACGCAAUUCUCAAAAUUGACUACUGGUGAACAAGAGAAGGUUAAUGCAGGGCUGCCGCCGCCACAUGAAGUGGAAGUCAGCCCUCAAGGCUGCCAGUCAGAGUUGGUCACUUCAUCUACCUCCGAAAGGACGAGGACUGGGAGAACACGACCUGAUUCCCUUGCCAACACUGCAAAUCAGUCGAUACAGCAAGCUCCAGCUACGUUCAGCUCAUAUUGUCGUCGAACAAAAUCACGCUCACUGUCUCAAUCCUCUCAACCAUCUCAAAAUUCUCGUCUUUCGCAUCAAUCGCGGCGUUCUUCCCAUUCUCAGGCAGAGCCCAUGAGUCGCGAAUAUUCGGUGUCGAGCAACGAGUCUAGUCACGCAGCAGGAUCUGCUGCUCCUUCUGAAGAUCUGUAUAGUAAAAAGGCUCCCUUACCUGGGAAGAGGAGAGGGCGAGAGAAGAAAAAGCGAACCCGAGCGCUUAUGACCCAUUUGCAGCAGGCCGGCCUGAUGAGAUUGUGGAAAAAGACCAAAUUCCCAACCAGUGGCGACAGAGAAGCUCUUGGGCAAGAGAUUGGAUUGACAUCGCGGCAAGUGCAGGUAUGGUUUCAAAAUCAGCGACAAAAGAGUCGGAAAGCUUUGCUGGAGAACGGUGGUAUCCCGGAAGGCGAAGAUCCUGCGGACUACGAAGAUCUUCAAAAAUCUCCUCGUUCUCGCCGCCUUUCAAUGGAUCGGGAAGAAAAUGUUCUCCCUUGGAUCGGAGUCAGAAAUGAACCAAGUGGGUCUGCCUAUGACCGCACAGGUGCAAAUAUAGGUCUACAAUCUGAAGAUCAAAAUCUUCAUAAGCCCAAGGGUGGUCUUGAUCCAUUGAAUGAGCUUUCAAACCGUAAUUCUAUGUCACCCCACAGGCGGUCGAGGUAUUAUAGCGGUGCCGACUCCUAUCCGGCUCACCACGUAACUUCUUCCAAUCCGUAUCAAUCUCCCAGACCAUUGCGUCCCCACACCUAUCCUUAUCAUCAUCCGCCACCGUUUCCCUCAACGAUUUCGUGGCAACAUGCACAAUACCCUUCUGUUUCCGAAUCUCCUAGAUCCACUACAGGAUCAUUCUUUUUUGGCGACUCGCACUACUCGCACAUACCUUAUGAUGCCUCUGCGCUUCCGGGGGGGCAUAGACGGACGAGUGAAGGGACAUCCAGCUCGCAGACUACCAUGGUAUCGCAACCGUUUGAGCCACAACCUGCUAGAACGCAACAACGCAACGAACAUUUGUACUAUCGACGCCGCUCUGUUUGUCCCGAGCAUCUCAGCACAGUUGGAUCACCGAUUGGGGUACCGAGUUCCAUGCCGGCCACAUCUUCGCAUGCAACCUUCAUGCGUGGUGCCGAUGCCCCUUCAUUUUCGGGACAGGCCAGUGCAUGUUCGGACUCGUCAGAAUAUUCAACACGACCUCGUUCAAAUACAUGGCUAGGUUUACCUCCUUUAAGGAAGCAUCUAAAUUCCUCUCAAGCGACAGACGCUGUGGCAUCUCAUCUACCUCCGACCUUGGCACGAGUUGCCAUUUCAGGCCCUAUUGAUGGUAGUGAGGAGUUGCCGGCUAUCGCGUUGGGGAUGACGAUGGACAAGGAUCCCCAUACUUUCGUUACAGGAGAAGAGGCUGGGUCUCCCAGAAAGAGAUCGAGUUUCUGGGGAGCUGAAGGUCGUCGGGUCAGAAGCCGAGGAAGGGAAGUAGAGGGAGACAAUAAGGUUUCCGUCAACUGGGACACUGCUCCACUGUAAAGCGGCGUGGAGGUCUCUUUAAAGCUCCUAGCCACUCAAUUGCUGAUAGCUAUAUACUGCUGUGUGUAUAGUCACCCUUUGUCACUCAACAUCAUAUCUGUUUACGUCGUCAUUAUAUGUCCCUGCCAUCUUCUGGCGGUCGGGCACAUGCCAUCAUCAUCCACAUCCACUUAUAAUUGAACUUCUUUUGUCGACGGGAUUUUCGUCUACAGUAACUUUCGAACCGGAGAAUUAUAGCAGACAAUCAUUCAAAAGACGCUGCUAUUAUGGUUUGCAGUGAAGGCAAGGGCGGACGCAGAAGCCGGAGGUAGUUGCCCAAGGACGAUAGAUUUUCAUUAUUUUUGGAUUUACAACAAACGUUGGAUAAAGCGCUGUUAUUUCUUAUCGUAAUCAUUGUCAAUUCAUUUUGGUGCGACACGAACCAUUUACGAAUUAUGAAAUACCAUGCAUAUGAUCUUCGU